Messenger RNA from Lepisosteus oculatus (spotted gar), 818 nucleotides. The record is from RefSeq and is a predicted model, not a curated record. Lineage: Eukaryota; Metazoa; Chordata; Actinopteri; Semionotiformes; Lepisosteidae.
GCCACUCUCGGGGCAGUGCCUCCUGGGUCCACAGCGAGCACCUGCCGUUCUGAUGGAGCAGUGCUGAUAUCUUCUCCCCCCUCCUUGUUCCCACCAGGCCUGUCUCACACCACCCCCCCUCCGGAGCACGAGCUGCCUGGCAUGUUCGGCGCCGAGCCGCCCCGUUCUGCCCCAGAAGGUGACUUCACCGGCUGGACCACCAGCACGGAGGUGCUGCCCUACGACACCAGCGGGAUCCCGGAGGGCGCGGCCGUCUGCGCGCUACCCCAGUACAGCUGGCCUCCCCUUGGCUCGGCGCCGCUGACGCGCGCUGCUGCCGCCGCUCUCGCCCUGCGCAGGUACGAGGAGAGCCGGGUUCACGAGUUCAUCUACCAGCUGCGGGUGCGGCUGCUGGGGGCGGACGGGCGCACAGUCCUGCAGGAGCACGCCUUCGCCCCCAAAGAGGACAUGCGGCGCGACUCCCGCGACUGGAAGAAGGUGUCCCACGUGUUCAGGAGCUACGGGCCGGGCGUGCGGCACGUCCACUUCCUGCACAGGCUGAAGAACAUGAACAUGGUGGCGUUCAGGGCCACCCGGGCCACCGACAGCGCCGUGCUUGUGAAGCUCAGAGGCUGAAGCAGGAAAGCGAGACCCGCGGCGUGGGCCGUCUCUGUGCUCGCUAACGCGCCCGUGUGCCGACUGCCGCGGCGCUCCGGCAUCGCAGAGACCACGCCGUCGGUCAUGCUGUAAUUCUACCGUUGUUUAAGCUUUGAACUGUAAGUAUCAAGGCCCAAAAUGUCAGAACUUUCAAUAAAAAAAAAAAUGAUUUUAAAAAAUCA